AUGCAUGAAGGGACACGAAAAAAACAAAGAGACUUGAAGGAACCCGAAGAUAGAGAGAAGGAACUCGAAGAGAAACGAAGGAACUCGAAGAGACACGAAAGAACCCGAAGAUACACGAAAGGAACUCGAAGUAACACGAUGGUACACGAAAGGAACCGAAGAUACACGAAGAAACCUGAAGAUGCACGAAAAGAACUCGAAGAGCCACGAAGGAACACGAAGGAACUCGAAGGUUAUUAUGGUGAAUUUUAUAUGGAAGCUGCUGUGAAUGUGAAGGAGCAACUUAAUACGCAUUUAUAG
Molecule: messenger RNA, 300 nt
Organism: Chironomus riparius
Lineage: Eukaryota; Metazoa; Arthropoda; Insecta; Diptera; Chironomidae
Source: the annotation of a GenBank genome assembly